This is a messenger RNA of Petromyzon marinus (sea lamprey), 5294 nucleotides long. The record is from RefSeq and is a predicted model, not a curated record. NCBI's taxonomy places the organism in Eukaryota, Metazoa, Chordata, Hyperoartia, Petromyzontiformes, Petromyzontidae.
CUUAGAGAGUAUCGUCACGUGUCACUUAGAGAGUGUCGUCACGUGUCACUUAGAGAGUAUCGUCACGUAUCACUUAGAGAGUGUCGUCACUUAGAGAGUAUCGUCACGUGUCUCUUAGGGAGUAUCGUCACUUAGAGAGUAUCGUCACGUGUCACUUAGAGAGUGCCGUCACGUGUUACUUAGAGAGUAUCGUCACGUGGGCCAGGCGUUGUGUCACGGCGCCCUCCCCCCUUGCCCAGCGGUGCGUGCGGGCUACUCGGGGGACCUUUGCCUCUGUGUUGUUGUUGUUGUUGCCGUGUCCCGCGCGCGCGAGCCCAGAACAUGCUGAAGCUGCAGGUGACGGGCGAGGGGAGAUGUCGGACCGGCGUGCUGGUGCCCAUCCCGCAGUACCCCCUCUACUCGGCGGCCAUCGCUGAGCUGGGCGCCGUGCAGAUCGGCUACCAGCUGGACGAGGCCCACGGCUGGGCGCUGGACGUUGCCGAGCUGCGCCGUGCCCUGGGCGAGGCGCGUCACGUGUGCCGCCCCCGCGCCCUCUGCGUCAUCAACCCCGGCAACCCCACCGGUCAGGUGCAGAGCAGGAAGAACAUUGAAGAGGUGAUCCGCUUUGCUGCAGAGGAGAAGCUCUUCCUCAUGGCCGACGAGGUGUACCAGGAGAACGUUUAUGCCGACGGCUGCGAGUUCCACUCCUUCAAGAAGGUGCUGUUUGAGAUGGGGGCCGAGUUCAGCGAGAGGGUGGAGCUGGCGUCCUUCCACUCCACCUCCAAGGGCUACCUGGGCGAAUGUGGCUUCCGUGGCGGCUACAUGGAGGUGGUGAACCUGGAGGCGGAGGUGAAGGCGCAGCUCUUGAAGCUGGUGUCGGUGCGGCUGUGCCCGCCGGUGCCGGGCCAGGCGGCGCUGGGCGUGAUGGUGAACCCCCCGCAGGCCGGGGAGCCCUCGCACGCCGCCUUCGUCAGGGAGAGGCAGGCCGUGCUUAGCGACCUGGCCGAGAAGUCCCGGCUCACGGAGAAUCUCCUCAACGCCAUCCCUGGCAUCCACUGCAACCCCGUGCAGGGCGCGAUGUACGCCUUCCCACGCAUCACCCUGCCGGCACGCGCCCUGCAGGAAGCCGCGGCUGCUGGCGUGGCUCCGGACAUGUUCUACUGCAUGCGGCUGCUGGAGGAGACGGGGAUUUGCCUCGUGCCCGGCAGCGGCUUUGGCCAGAAGGAGGAGACGCACCACUUCAGGAUGACGAUCUUGCCGCCCGUGGCCAAGCUGAAGGUGCUGCUGGAGAAGCUUGCCGCCUUCCACGUCCGCUUCACCCACGACUUCUCGUAGGGGGCUGGGGGGCAAGCCCCUCCCCCCCCCCACCACCGACCCCUCCCCUCCCACCGCCCCCCCCCACCCCACCGUGUGCUCAGAUUUUUACCCAGAGGGAUGUUUUAAAAAUAAAAAGAUUCGGGCGGACCGGUCAUUAGCCCCACCGCCGCCACCGCCGCCAUCAGCUGAUCGUUGGCGCAGCGACCGCGGGGGGGGGGGGGGGGGUCAUCACGUGAUGGGGGGGAGAGGGGGGGUCAUCACGUGAUGGGGGGGAGAGGAGGGGGGACGCUCCCGUCGUGUGGUUAACAAGAACGGCCCGCAGAAGCGGACUUCACAGAGCUACCUCCGAGAUCCCUUCCUCUUCGUAGAGGGGGGCAGCCGCGGUGGCAAUGAGAUGUUAACCGCCUCACCUGGUAUGCAGGAGGUCGUGGGUUCGAUUAUGACCCUGACGACGCCUGCUGCUGCUGCUGCUGUAUAUUUGUAGUUUGCAUUGUGUCUCUCCCCGUGGUCCGUGCGGAUUCUGCAACGGGUCCUCCGGGUUUUUCCCGUCCACAUUUGAGAAUCAACGCCAGGCGUCUGGAGACGAUUUGGCUGCUCGAAAUGUCCACGUGAUGAUAGGCCGCUUCGUUGAGCCAUCAUUUGUGACGGCCAGGUCGCUCAGUGGGGCCUUACCCGAUAAGAUAAAAAUAAAUAGUUUAGUUUUAGUGGUGCUCUGGUCCACACAGAACGGCCCACGGAAGUGCACAUCACAGAGCUGAGCUACCUCUGAGAUCCCCUUCUGCUUUAAGCGAUCCACACGCAUAGUAGAGGGGGGGGGGGGCGGCGGGGGGUGGGGGGCACCUUCCCACACGCCCGGCCCGCCACGCGAGAGCAAUGCUCGUUGAAGUGCACAAUCCUAAUUGAACGCGAUUGUUUUUUUAAAAAGUUUUAAUUUUCUUAGUGCGCAGUCAUCGGUGACUGGAGCCGAGGCGGACACCCAACGCGCUGUGCCGCCAGAUCGCCCGGUUCCAUCGCCCGGUUGGAUCAUCCGGUUCCAUCGCCCGGGUCGAUCGCCCGCUUGGAUCAUCCGGUUCCAUCGCCCGGGUCGAUCGCCCGCUUGGAUCAUCCGGUUCCAUCGCCCGGGUCGAUCGCCCGCUUGGAUCAUCCGGUUCCAUCGCCCGGUUCGAUCGCCCGCUUGGAUCAUCCGGUUCCAUCGCCCGGGUCGAUCGCCCGGUUCGAUCGCCAGCUACGAUCGCCUGAUUCGAUCGCCCGCUUAGAUCAUCCGGUUCGAUCGCCCGGGUCGAUCGCCCGGGUCGAUCGCCCAUUACGAUCACCUGGUUCGAUCGCCGGUUCGAUCAUCCACUUCGAUCGCCCGGUUCGAUCGUCCGCUCGACCCGGGCCGUCCACCCGGAGCGGCCAAGCGGGGGUGGGGUGGGGGGAGCGCCCGUCGGUCGAAACCGCUCCCCCGAUGAUGGCGAAUUCUGCUUUUAACAUUUAAUCGGCGAGGUUUCCUCUCCGUGCGCCCCAUUAUCUUUUAACAGAUCUCCUAGACAUGCCGUGGCCUAGUUCGGCGUGGUGGGGGGUCACGUGCCCCGCGACGUCCAACGUCACGGCAAUACCCCAUUGUUUCCACGAAUGCCGCCGUCUGCGAUCCCCGUAGAACGUCCUUCACCGCGUUGGUUAUGAACAUUGCACAUGAAGCGAUGUGAAAGGCACGGCGCGUGGCACGGCGCGUGGCACGGCGCGUGGCACGGCGCGUGGCACGGCGCGUGGCACGGCGCGUGGCACCGCCGUGGUGCACAGAACACGGCCUGCGGUGGUUUCACCGAAGUGGGGCGACAGUUGCCGCCGUGCGCCAUCUCGAUCGAGCCAUUUGCGGUGUGAUAUGUUUUUAUUAUCAUCAUGAUGAUGAUUAUUAUUAUCUCGAACUCGGCUCAAAUUUGACCCAGCCUCUCAUUUCCGAACGACGCCAACGCAGCCUAUUAGCAACGGCACCCGGGGCGGAAUACGUGGCGUGUUUUGUGGUUGACGACUCCAACACGUUCCACGGCAUUAACCAGGGCGGCCUGCCGGGGUUCGAAGCGCGAACGGCACCGCCACUGCUGCCACCACCACCACCACCACCACGCUCGCCCUUCGCUGACGACGGCGGCGUCGCCGGCGGUGGCUGCGACAGCGAUGGCCGUAUAUAUUUAUUUUCUCCUUCGGAUUGUCUCGCCGCAGCCCGGCAAUUGUUUGCGCCCGUCGGUGAAGGGACGCACGUGACCGUUUUGAGCCACGUGUAGGCAGCGCGAGCGACCCUUUCUCUCGUCGAGAAGCGGGCAACGAGAGGGCUUAAUUCCAGCCGGCUCUGACCCCCACGGGGGUCACUAGACACACCACAUCCGGUAUAACUCUCCUUCUCUGGCUGCAGAAUCUGAAUAUUUGUUCAUACUGGAGGAAUCCGAUGAGCUAUUAAGCUCUUUUUCACACACGUCCAAUAGUUUCACAGUAGCCUGCCACCGAUCCUGUGCGCGAUUCCCAUUGCCCAUCUCACAAGCGGCGUGCCAUAGACAUCUAUAAGAGGCUCGUGGAAUUGCGCAGAGACAGACGAACACACGUUUUGCGGAGGAUCGUAAGCUUGCCUCAGAGACCCAACCACUUGCACGGAGGCUCAUUGGCUGACAGAGAGACGCACAAAGUUCUAUAGAGGCUCAUAGACUCGUAUAACCCGUGGACUUACAUAUUCAUAAACGAAAACGGACCCGAGUCACACGGAGUGAUCCAUACACUUAUAGAGAUUCGUAUACUCUUGCAGAGCCAUGGACUCACGUGUAGAUACAGUGACUCGCACAGAGAGCCCCGGGGUUGUGAUUGCGAUGAUCGCAGAGCCACUGUGCACGUGAAGCACAGGCGGGCUAGUGAUUAUAGACUCGUCAUGACGAUUACAAAAUACUUACACUGUGAUUAAUUAUAGUAGGUCUAAUGCAAUUAGCGUAUCACCAUGCAUUGGCCAUGGGAUUGCUAAGCCAAGGGCAGCACCAAUCGUGGUGCAUUCUGGGAUUGCUAAGCCGAGGGCAGCACCAAUCGUGGUGCAUUCUGGGAUUGCUAAGCCGAGGGCCGCACCGAUCGUGGUGCAUCCUGGGAUUGCUAAGCCGAGGGCAGCACCGAUCGUGGUGCAUUCUGGGAUUGCUAAGCCGAGGGCAGCACCAAUCGUGGUGCAUCCUGGGAUUGCUAAGCCGAGGGCAGCACCAAUCGUGGUGCAUUCUGGGAUUGCUAAGCCAAGGGCAGCACCGAUCGUGGUGCAUUCUGGGAUUGCUAAGCCGAGGGCAGCACCAAUCGUGGUGCAUCCUGGGAUUGCUAAGCCGAGGGCAGCACCGAUCGUGGUGCAUUCUGGGAUUGCUAAGCCGAGGGCAGCACCAAUCGUGGUGCAUCCUGGGAUUGCUAAGCCGAGGGCAGCACCAAUCGUGGUGCAUCCUGGGAUUGCUAAGCCGAGGGCAGCACCAAUCGUGGUGCAUCCUGGGAUUGCUAAGCCAAGGGCAGCACCGAUCGUGGUGCAUCCUGGGAUUGCUAAGCCGAGGGCAGCACCAAUCGUGGUGCAUCCUGGGAUUGCUAAGCCGAGGGCAGCACCAAUCGCGGUGCAUUCUGGGAUUGCUAAGCUGAGGGCAGCACCAAUCGUGGUGCAUUCUGGGAUUGCUAAGUCAAGAGCAGCACCGAUGAGGCCCUACGGGAUGAAGGGAGACACAACUCCACAACACUAACGCCCUUUGUCCUGUAGGUAACCCAUGCUGUGUGUUGCAGGGGCUGCCCCACGCAAGUUUUAACCUGGCAAGGGUUUGCGGGGGGGGGGGGGGCGGGGAAAUGAGAUAGCCACUUAUUUUUGUAAAUUGGUGGUAGACCACUGGCACUUUGCAAUGAUUGUAGCUGCCAGUAUAUAGUGCCUUUACAGACCGGGCGUUGUAACACGUCGUGCCUUCUCGUGCAUUAAUGAGCCACAGCCGUGCUUUACAGAUGUUUCAUAAAUGCUAUGAUCGAGAGAC